Molecule: messenger RNA, 2679 nt
Organism: Cryptococcus deneoformans JEC21
Lineage: Eukaryota; Fungi; Basidiomycota; Tremellomycetes; Tremellales; Cryptococcaceae
Exons: 8
Coding region: 793-2532 (579 amino acids)
Source: RefSeq, a predicted model, not a curated record
UCUGCAAACCUUGUCACCCUACAUCCAUCAUCCCCCAGCCAUGGACAGCUCCACGGCACCCUCCGCCUCCCCAUCCCCACCUAUUUAAGUCCUUCUUCCCUAUCGAGUACCUUGUUCCUCGCCCUCCUCCACGGGCGGCCGCAAUCGGCACGCAGUAUUUCGCAAGUAUUGACGCGUCGAAAGGAGUCAUGAUUGGCAUAGAAAGCGUCCAUCCCUCAACGCGCUACACAUUCGCCCAUCUGCCCAUCAAAAGCAAACAACGCCUCCGCCACCAGGGCACGGAAGGCACAAGUGGCCAAUGCCGAUCGGUGACAUUCUCGAAGAGGAUUCUUUUGUCGAUGAGACAUUGCCCUCCAUCUUUCCUCCCGGCAAACAGGAGGAACGAGCGGGACCAAAGUUGACAAUGCUGGGAAGAUCAAUACGCCCGCAGGUCGAGCUGCCUUGCCUGAAAUGGGAUCUGUAAUCAGGUACUUGAAUGGGGUUCAAAAAACUCUAUACCCAGCCUUGAGGAAGAAUUCCCCAACAAUGCUCAAUACUAUCCGACCUGCUGAUGGCCGAUGUCUCCGUGGAUCAAUUGAAAUUACAAAUCAUUCGUCCGUUGUUUGGUUAGCAUCGGUAAACAGCGUGCACUUCAAGACGUGCGCCAGCUUGAAAUCCUUCUUAAACCCAGCUGUUGCCUCGAUCUGAACAUGUCUUCCCACCAAUUUUUAUAUUCCUCCCCGCCUUUGCAACGGCUCGGCAUUUACUGCCUAACCUCGCUCUUUACGUAUCUUAUUAGUAGUAAUCCCAUCCAUGCUCCUCUUUCUCUUUCUCUUCCUCUCUUCCCUUAUUUUUGUCCACUCGGUUGCCAUUACUCGAACUAAUAGCAGUGGUUGCUCCAAGACUAUACUGGGUUUCACUGCAACUGGAUACGAGACUAAUAAUGGAGCGUGCCGUUUUACCGUAAGGUAUGGCAAAGCUGACCGAUGGGCCGACUCCGUGCUUGCUACGGACUACAGCAAUCAGACUUUUGCAUCUCUCCCACCCUCCUGUCCCCAAGACGCUGGGACCUAUGUUACUGGUAGCAGCCAGUCGGAAGACUGUCUAUUUGCAACGGUAUAUAUGCCUCAAGGCGAUGCACCUACUGGCGGCUGGCCCACUUUUGUCUGGAUUCACGGUGGUUCCUUCGUCGAGGGCGGCGCCUCCGGCCCAGGUCUGGAUGGUUCUAACCUUGCUGUCAAGGGUGACAUGAUUGUCGUUGUUCUACAGUACCGUCUUGGUGUCCUCGGUUUCAUUCCUCCCACUUCCGUUAACACUACCGACGAUCCCAACCUCGGUUUGAAGGACGUCAUCCUUGGCUUGAAAUCUAUCAACCAGUAUAUCGAGUAUGCUGGUGGUAACCGAGCAGAAGUCACUAUUGGUGGACAAAGUUCUGGUGCUGGUUUGAUUCGAGCUCUUUGGGGUGCACCUGCUGCGGCUGGCUUGUUCAGGGCAGCCAUUCUUCAGUCCGACCCAAUGUCUUACGGCUUCGCGAGUCACGAUAUCACCACCAACAUCCAAACGGCCUUCUACUCCGCAUCCCCCAUGUCGUCUUGCUCUACUAUCGAAUGUUUGCGGGAGAUCCAUGUGUCUACUCUGAUUGCCGCUCAGGAUACCAUUGUCGCUACUGUCCCUUAUACCAUCUGGGGUGUACCCUUCAGCGAACCUAUUCGACCUACAUGGGGCACCGCUAGUCUUCCCGUCGAUCCCACCUCCUCGUUAUUCAAUUCGCCCUCUGAUCUGACAUUCACUCCCAACUCCCUGCCUCUUCUCAUCACUACUGUCAAGAACGAAGGUGGCUCCUCCAUUUCCUCCAUCUUUCCCACUCACGUCCCUCUGUCAAAUGACACAUACUAUGCUACAGCCGCUGCUCUCGUCGGCACUGACCGUGCUGAAGCCCUUGUUUCCAGUCCUUAUUAUGCUCUUCCCAGCGCCAACUCUUCAGACAGCUAUGGCCCCGAUGGAGAUACCUUCCGUGAGACGUUUGAGCGUGCUGUAACUGACGGGACUUGGAAGUGCCCAAAUAGGGAUGUUGCUCUCAAGUGGAAAGAAGCCGGCGGAAAGGUUUGGGUUGGGGAAUGGAGGCAAGGAGUGAGCUAUCCUGACAAUGACUCGGGUUACUGUCAAAAGACUGGGGUUGUUUGCCAUGAGGACGACAUUUACCCAACUUUCGAUACCGCUUCUUCAGCUUCUACCAACACUUCAGACUUUGAGGAUAGCAUUCUCUCGCACUGGGUGGCAUUCAUCACUAGUCUUGAUCCCAACCCUUCCUCAUCAUCCACCAAACGCGCUUGCACCAUUCCCACUCAAUCUUCUCAUAGUUCACACUACUCUUAUGAUACUCACGAUUCUCACGGCCACGGAUCCAACUGGUGGAAACGCUCCUCUACUCAUUGGGAAGAAUAUAGCUCUCAGACGGACGUAUAUCCUCUUGGAGGUGAUGGCGAAAUCAGUCUUUGCCCCAGUGGAUUCUGGGGCGUCGAAUCCAAAUAUGAUUGGCAGUUAUACGGGUAGGCCCAGGUGAUUCAUUGCUCCGACUCUGUAGUUUGCGUAGGGAGUGUUGUAGAAUGGUAGUAAUAGUGCUGUGUAAUUGCGGAGGGAAAUGGACAGUACUCUAGACGAUGUUGACGAUGAUGAUAUCUUGUUAUGCAUGUUAAUAUG